Messenger RNA from Rosa chinensis, 2158 nucleotides. RefSeq names its product snRNA-activating protein complex subunit. Gene Ontology annotation, biological process: snRNA transcription by RNA polymerase III; snRNA transcription by RNA polymerase II. NCBI's taxonomy places the organism in Eukaryota, Viridiplantae, Streptophyta, Magnoliopsida, Rosales, Rosaceae. The record is from RefSeq and is a predicted model, not a curated record. Bases 130 to 1947 code for a protein of 605 amino acids. Gene Ontology annotation, molecular function: RNA polymerase II cis-regulatory region sequence-specific DNA binding; bent DNA binding; core promoter sequence-specific DNA binding. The transcript has 17 exons. Gene Ontology annotation, cellular component: snRNA-activating protein complex.
AUUGCAGACGCUUCCCUGCGCGGCUGAGCGCCAAAAACACCCGAACUCCUUCGACGCCGAAAUCACAGCUAAAAUUGUGGACUUAUCGGUUCCUGUAACUAAAGAUCAAAUCUUUCUUCGAUUAGAUUGAUGGAAGACUAUGUUGAAGACGCUAAUGGCUUUGCUCACGGUUCCGAGGAGGUGGAGGAGCUCACGGUUCCCAGAGGUGGGCCCCUCUACGUUGAGAAUCUGACCGGUCCUCUCACCAGUGUCGGUCUCUUCCAGUCUUCUGUUCUCCAAGAGCUUCAGGAUUUGGAGGUGGAAUUGGCUUCGGGUUCUUCCCAAGUCUGCGACGAAGAAGAUAUCUCGGUGGAUGAGCUUAAGAUCAUGAGUGAGGAGGAGUUGGUGGAUAUGGCUAUUAAGGAAGUACUUAAGGACGAUGAAUGUGUUCCCAAAUCUUCGCCGGUUUCAGAAGAGCCCUCCGAUGAAGGGAUAGCAGAACAUCCUGAGACACCAAAUGGUAAACUCUGUUAUACGAAGUCAAGAAAAAGAAAAGGAAUGAAGGAUGAUGAAGAUCCUUCCGAACUUCCAUCUAUUCCAGAGGAACCCCCUUCUGAAAGGAGAGGAGACAAUCCUGAGACAUCAAAUGAAAAAUAUUAUAUAACGUAUUCAAGGAGAAGAAGAAGAAUAUUGAAGGACGACGAAGGUGCUCUAAAUGUUUUACCGAUUUCGGAAAAGCCUCUCAAGGAAAGGAGACCAGAUGAUCCUCAUAAAUCAGAACUUAGAUCAUGCAAAGGAAAAGAAGUGAAGACAAAUUAUCUUGCUAUUAAGGAUGAUGAAGAUGCCCUCAAUCUUUUGUCUAUUCCAGAAGAGCCCUUUAAUGAAAGGAGAGCAGAUGAUCCAGACACGUCAAAUCAUAAAAUUUGUGUAAGGAAAUCAAGGAAGAGAAAAGGUAUGAAGGCAAAUAGUCAUUCUCUUGAGAGAAAUGAUACGGAGAAGAAGGCUUUUUGGUCACAAAUUGCAAAGAAGGUUGAGUAUAUUAAAAAAAUCAAAGAAAAGCAGGAUGAGGAUAAAGCAGCUGUGACACUACAUUCAUUCAACCGUAGUUUGAAAAUCAAGGGUCGUGCCAGUGCAUCCUCAGGGACAGCUGAAAGGAUGAAACCCCUCAGAUCUGCAAGUGCAGCAGUGAAGGUAAAGUUAUCCAGCAUUCAGGGUUGCAUACCUGUACGCCAUCCAGAAGUUGCUCUUUCAAUUGAGGUUUAUCAUAAUGUCCGAAACUGGGUCAAGACCCAAGAAUUCUUGGUCCUAGGACAACAAACCUUGACUGAGUUGAGGGAUAAGAUAUACUGUUUAACAGACAAGGUGAUGGAAACAGAUGGCCAGCAUAAUCAUUCAGGAUAUUUCCUCAUAGAAGAUACAUUCUACAACGAUCUGAGGGAUCCUUCUGCAAUAGAUUAUAGUGAACCAAUAUUUGAUUGGCUUAGAAAUUCAAAAGAUGAUGCUUUAAAAAAAUGGGAGUGUAUUUUAGCUGGAAAAAUGCAAAAGCACAAAAAAGCAGUUGUAGGCGACAUAACUGGCUCAAAAUUGCCUCGUUUCCAAGCUGCUGAUAUGCACAAGACACAGUUUUGCAACUUGAAAUUUCAACUUGGUGCUGGAUAUCUAUACUGUCACCAGGGUGACUGCAGACACACAGUUGUGAUUAGAGACAUGCGGUUGCUUCAUCCAGAGGAUAUACAAAACAGGGCAGCUUAUCCAAUACUCUUAUUCCAGUUGAAGCUACAUGUACAGAAAUGUAGAGUGUGUAGGAUAUAUAGAGCUACAAAGAUGACUGUCAAUGACAAAUGGACUCCGGAGAAUCCCUGCUACUUUUGCGAUAAUUGCUACUUCCUUCUUCACUAUACGAAAGAUGGUUCUCUUCAGUAUCAGGACUUCGAAGUGCAUGAUUAUCACCAUGAUCAACCGCGUUGAUGUUCUUGUUGUAUUACUAGUCUUGCCCCUACUGAAUUAUACAUCAUCUUGUUCAAUCAUAGUUUUGCAGUGUUGUAGAAAGUAAAACAAAGGUCAUCAUCAUUAAGCAAUGAAAAAAGUGGAACUGCAAAAAACUGGCUGAGAAUUAAAAAUCAAAUUCUAAAUACCCAUUUUCGGCUAAUUACAAUAGAUUAUACUCAGAUUCUUGUAA